AUGCAAUAUGUCAUCCGGGUCGAUCGCUUAGGAGGCAAGGCAGAGAUUCGAGGCCUGGGAGUAGGGGAUGAGAGGAUCGCGCGGGUCGAGAUCACAGCUAGAGACUAUGUCUCGUCAUCUGCGCUGCCGCUACGUAUAAGUACGAACCAGGACGGCACCGAGGACCGAAGCGACUUGCCACAGAAGUUGAAGAGCGUCUUCAUCUCAGAAGAACGUAUAUCUGACCUGGCCAGCCUGCUGAAGGUCAACAUCAUUCAGAAGCUGCUUCCCAGUCUACAGAAGGAGGGAUAUGAGGAAUCGAACAACCCCGAUGACCGUGCUGCCCGCGAAGAUGCAGACCGAGUCGGCCGACAAGGGGGACGGCGGGGGCCCCCGGAGAUCCCUGAAGGAUUGCCUGAUCCCGCGCGGCCGAAUCCGUACCCCUUCAAUGACCCCCUUGCCGAGCCACCGCGCAGACCGAUUCCGGCUGGCGACUUCCCGCCACCAGGCUUCGAGGAUGAAUAUGAAAUAAAUCGACCACCGCGAGGUCCCCUGGCUCCUCCUGGUGGAUUUGGGGGUCGCCAUCCAUUCAAUAUCGGAGACAGUGACCUCAAUCCCCCGGGCCUGGGGCCGCAUGAUCCCCUCCGUGGUGCUUUCAUCCCUGGUGGUGGACUACCACGGCCUGGAGGGGGUGGCAUGCAUCCUACCUUCGAUGACCCCCUGUUCCGCGGUCCGCAUGGACAAGGAGAUGAGGAUUUCAAUCCUCAGGCUCCUCCCGGUGCGAGAUGGGAUCCCCUUGGUCCAGGAGGCGGCGGGCCACGAUUCGGGGGCGGACGUCCAGGGAACUCGUUUGGAGGAAAUGACACAUUUGGUGGCGGCGGAAUUAUCUAG
Molecule: messenger RNA, 870 nt
Organism: Phaeoacremonium minimum UCRPA7
Lineage: Eukaryota; Fungi; Ascomycota; Sordariomycetes; Togniniales; Togniniaceae
Product: putative pi31 proteasome regulator protein
Exons: 1
Coding region: 1-870 (289 amino acids)
Biological process (GO): proteasome-mediated ubiquitin-dependent protein catabolic process
Molecular function (GO): endopeptidase inhibitor activity; proteasome binding
Source: RefSeq, a predicted model, not a curated record